Harmonia axyridis is the source of this 1436-nucleotide messenger RNA. It is a transcript of the gene RabX6, whose product is annotated as ras-related protein RabC. Lineage: Eukaryota; Metazoa; Arthropoda; Insecta; Coleoptera; Coccinellidae. The transcript is spliced from 3 exons. The record is from RefSeq and is a predicted model, not a curated record. Gene Ontology annotation, molecular function: GTPase activity; GTP binding. The coding region runs from base 117 to 743 and encodes 208 amino acids.
UCCAUCAACUGUGAUUUACUGGUUGCAUAUUUCUUCUAUUUUAUGUAUUGUCCAAAAAUUUUGAGACAACAUUCACAAUCAUAACAUUCAAAAACUCCUCAACAUAAAUUAUAAAAAUGGCUAUGGUGAAAGUACCAGAACAAAAGGUUAUUUUAUGUGGUGAAUAUGGAGUUGGGAAAAGCUCAAUAUUCAGAAGAUUCACCAAUAAUACAUUUGUUACAGCAACAGAUAGAAAAAGUACACUUGGUUUAGACAAUUUUGAUAAAAUAUACCAUAUUGGUGAUAAAGAUAUCAAGCUCCAACUUUGGGAUACUGGAGGUAUGGAAAGAGUAGCUUCAAUAACUUCCAGUUAUUAUAAAUUCUCAGAGGCAGCUAUUUUAGUCUUUUCACUUGAUAACCCUUCAUCAUUUCACUCUCUUUCACAGCAUUUAUUAGAUAUAGUCACAUAUGCAGAGACAGCUAAAAUUUUUCUAUGUGGAAAUAAGACAGAUUUAGUCAAAGAACCACCUCAAAUAAGUGAAGCUGAAAUAGAGUCAUUUUGUGAACAAUGUCAGAGUUUGAUAACAAACUCGUAUCAAAUAUCUUGUAAAACCAAUGAAGGAGUAGAAGAGAUGUUUACUGACAUUGCCUAUCAACUCGUAAACAGUAAUAGAGCUCGUUUAGAAUUACAGUCCAUGGAGAAACAUGGCUUCAAAAUAACUCAGUCAACAGAAGAACUUUCAGAUGAGAGCUGUUUAUGUUGAAAGAAAAAUUUGUACUCAUUUUCUAGUAGACUAGUCAUGAAAAUAUGUUAUAAGACUAAAAAAUAUCAAAAAAUACUUGAAACUUUUUAUGUUUCAAUAUGAAAAUGUGUUCGAUUAAAAUAUAUUAUAAAGCUUUCGAUGAUAUUAACUAUUUUAAUAAGUUUUCAUUCUAUUGAAAAAACUUUUGUUGAAAAAUAUUUUUGUUGUACCUACUUAUUGCACUGAUAUAUGACAUUAAAGCUUUACUAUAACAUUAUAUAUUUUCAUUUCAAAAUUAUUUCAAGCUCUAACCAUACACUACUACAUACAUAAAUCCUUAUUUUUUAACAAAUUCAAAUGAGCUUCACUUUAUUGAAACGAAAAAAAUUUAUUCAUUUCAAUGGUAGAAAUAUGAAUUUUUCCCCCUAUUAGAUUAUUCAUAAUAAUAAUUUUGGGUCUUUAGCAAUUUAUUGAAUAAAAGGAAUUGAAAUGUGUGAUCACCUUUAAUCCAUUCAAAUCAGAAAGCGUUAAAAACCCUGAUCAACUUGUGAGGUUAUGAGUUCGCCAACAUUACUGUGAUAAGUGUGAUAUUGUGUUAACGAAAAAAGGAAUAAUAAACCGUAAUCAAAAUGCUUAGGCCACUCAAAAUAAUAUCUUCAUUAAAUUUUAAGAAAAGCAAUGUCAUUUGUUCUUUUAUGAGUAAAUUCUCUACAG